This is a messenger RNA of Eurytemora carolleeae, 630 nucleotides long. RefSeq lists its product as uncharacterized. The record is from RefSeq and is a predicted model, not a curated record. Lineage: Eukaryota; Metazoa; Arthropoda; Copepoda; Calanoida; Temoridae.
AGGAAAAAUCAAGAUGGAGAACAUGGGAGAAGAAGAAGGCACAAAUACAUACCUGCUAGGAGGGGGAGAGAAAGGAGAGUGGACACCUGCUGAAGCUGCAGACUGGUUUGCUAAGCAAUAUCUUCCAGAUCUUAGCGAAGUCAGUGUCAGAUUUCCAGAAGAAUGGUUGUAUAGUGGUUGUUCUAUCCAAACCCCUGAUUUACCUCCUGAUCAGUUAGCUAAACAGAUGUAUGAAACUGUGGAAUUGGGAGAGAAGGACAAAGUUGGCAGCUUCAUGGGGAAUGUAACUGGUGACAAUGCUGAACAUGAAAUGUAUCAGUACUUGACAAGUAUUCCUAAAACAUCAAGAACAGCUCUCUUUGUUAACUAUAACGUCAGCAUGUUCCAAAGGUUUACAGGUCAACCUCAUCAGGAUCAAGAAUUCGAUAUAGUCUUAGUCUUUGGUGAGCUAAGAAAAUGGCUUACAAUUGAAGUUAAAGCUGGAAAAAAAGGAGGAGCAGGAUGGGCUGACCAGCUGGUGAAGGGAAAACUAUUCUACAAUGAAGUCCUGGCUGCUACUGGUAUAGACACCAAGGACUGGGAGUAUAUACCAGUUGGAGCAUUUCCUAAUGCUCAAAAUCGGAACCAGGU